This is a messenger RNA of Fukomys damarensis (Damara mole-rat), 633 nucleotides long. Its product is annotated as keratin-associated protein 4-7-like. NCBI's taxonomy places the organism in Eukaryota, Metazoa, Chordata, Mammalia, Rodentia, Bathyergidae. Bases 1 to 633 code for a protein of 210 amino acids. The transcript has a single exon. The record is from RefSeq and is a predicted model, not a curated record. Gene Ontology annotation, cellular component: keratin filament.
AUGGUCAACUCCUGUUGUGGCUCCGUCUGCUCCGAGCAGGGCUGUGGCCAGGAGAGCUGCUGUCAGCCCAGCUGCUGCCAGCCCAGCUGCUGCCAGACCACGUGCUGCAGGACCACCUGCUGCCGCCCCAGCUGCUGUGUGUCCAGCUGCUGCAGGCCCCAGUGCUGCCAGUCUGUGUGCUGCCAGCCCACCUGCUGCAGGCCCAGCUGCUGUGUGUCCAGCUGCUGCAGGCCCCAGUGCUGCCAGCCCAGCUGCUGCAGGCCUACCUGCUGUGUAUCCAGCUGCUGCCAACCCACCUGCUGCAAGCCCAGCUGCUGUGAGACCACCUGCUGCAGGACCACCUGCUGUAAACCUUGCUGCAUCUCCAGCUGCUACCAGCCCAGCUGUUGCAAGCCCCAGUGCUGCCAGCCCAGCUGCUGCAGGCCCCAGUGCUGCCAGCCCACCUGCUGCAGACCCAGCUGCUGCAUCUCCAGCUGCUGCAGGCCCAGCUGUUGCAUUUCCAGCUGCUGUAGACCCCAGUGCUGCAUCUCCAGCUGCUGCAGGCCCCAGUGCUGCAUCUCCAGCUGCUGCCAGGCCCCCUGCUGCAGGACCAUCUGCUGCCGUCCUACCUGCUCCAGUGCUUCUUGCUGCUGA